UCAUGUGUAUAGCGGGUCUGCUCUUGGAUUGGCAGGGUAUCGAUGGGCAAGAUGUGACUGAGAUAUACCAGGACACGCAAGCAAAGUAAUUCUGUGGUCACCCUGAUACUUCAU
Messenger RNA from Nezara viridula (southern green stink bug), 114 nucleotides. The record is from the annotation of a GenBank genome assembly. NCBI's taxonomy places the organism in Eukaryota, Metazoa, Arthropoda, Insecta, Hemiptera, Pentatomidae.